Syngnathus typhle (broad-nosed pipefish) is the source of this 1045-nucleotide messenger RNA. Its product is annotated as olfactory receptor 52K1-like. The record is from RefSeq and is a predicted model, not a curated record. Gene Ontology annotation, cellular component: membrane. Lineage: Eukaryota; Metazoa; Chordata; Actinopteri; Syngnathiformes; Syngnathidae. Gene Ontology annotation, biological process: G protein-coupled receptor signaling pathway. Bases 53 to 1045 code for a protein of 330 amino acids. Gene Ontology annotation, molecular function: G protein-coupled receptor activity; olfactory receptor activity. The transcript has a single exon.
AUCUCAGGUAUUCCAAACUAUAACGAAACAUGAUCAUAUAACAAUCUUUAUAAUGCCUUUCAGGAUGAAGAACACCACGACGCUAACCUUCACCCUGAUGUCAUUCGCGACCCUGGAGAACCACAAACACGAGUUUUUUACUCUUUUCUUCUUCCUCUAUAUUGUCACCAUCUUCCUCAAUUUACUCCUGAUCAGCGUCAUCCACCGAUGCAAUCAGCUGCACCAGCCUAUGAAUAUUUUUGCAUGUAUGUUAUGUUUCAACGAAAUCUACGGGAGUAGCGCGUUGCUACUUCCCGUUAUGAGCAUCCUCUUGUCGAAGACACACGCAAUCAGCGCCAACAUGUGCUUCGCUCAGGUCUACUUCUUGCACACAUUUGGAUCUUCCGAGUUGUGCAUACUCGCUCUCAUGGGUUACGACCGCUAUGUUGCCAUCUGUUCCCCGCUUCACUAUCACACCAUCAUGACUCCUUCCAUGAUCUACAAACUGAUUGCAGUUGUGGGCCUUUAUCCGUUGAUUGUAUUUGGUUCUUUUUUCAGUCUCACUCUACGGCUGAGUUUUUGUGGGACAGUCAUACCGAAGCUUUACUGUGUCAACAUGGAAUUGGUCAAAAACGCAUGUUCAAGCACAACCCUCAUAAGUAUUGUUGGGCUUCUGCUUAUUGGGUUGCUGGUCUGCCCUCAAUUAAUCAUGAUUGUUUUCUCCUAUGUACAGAUAUUCCGAGUUUGUAAAAAAUUAUCUAAAGACUCCCAGGUUCAUGCGCUUAAAACAUGCGUGCCACAUUUAUGUUCCGUUUUAAACUAUAGCAUUGGAGCCCUGUUUGAAGUUGUUCAGACUAGGUUCGAUAUGAGUCAUGUUGCGAUCGAAGCGCGGAUCUUCUUGUCAAUGUAUUUCGUCAUCAUUCCACCUAUCGUCAACCCGCUGCUAUACGGACUCGGAACGCAUCUUGUUCGGGUUCAGAUUAUAAAGCUGUGUAUUCUAUACAAGAUCAUACCAUCAAACAUAUCAAAGAGGAUAAUUCCAAAUGAAACUUUUACUACUAACUAG